Platichthys flesus (European flounder) is the source of this 6270-nucleotide messenger RNA. It is a transcript of the gene tiam1b, whose product is annotated as TIAM Rac1 associated GEF 1b. Gene Ontology annotation, molecular function: protein binding; guanyl-nucleotide exchange factor activity. The record is from RefSeq and is a predicted model, not a curated record. The coding region runs from base 198 to 5048 and encodes 1616 amino acids. The transcript has 28 exons. Gene Ontology annotation, biological process: positive regulation of axonogenesis; small GTPase-mediated signal transduction; activation of GTPase activity. Lineage: Eukaryota; Metazoa; Chordata; Actinopteri; Pleuronectiformes; Pleuronectidae. Gene Ontology annotation, cellular component: synapse; cytosol; plasma membrane.
AGAUGGGAAGAAAUGGAGACUUUUGGAAACAGUGAUGUAGGCAUCCAUACUCCCCUCCUGAUUGGAUCUCAUCAGUCACGACUCGCCGGCCAGAGAGCUUUGUGGAUUGAACCAGCAGCUCCGGGACCAGAACGCCUGAAGAUCCAGUGACGAGCAAAAUGCCAGAAAACUAUCUAGAGUCUUGCAGCUUCUGAAUCAUGGGGAAUGUUGAGAGUCAGCAUGGGGACCACGGCCUCUACGGUAACGAGCGUGGCUAUUUGUCACGGAAGCAGAUGUCUCGGUCUCUCCGUAUCUCCAACAAGCAGUCCAGCAGGCGCUCUCGACACGCCUCAUCCGGGAAGAUAGAGCACCGGAACUCUGAGACGAGCACGCGUUCCAGCAGCACUCCCAGCAUCCCACAGUCCCUGGCUGACCACGGCCUGGAACCCUUCAACGAGACAAAUGUCCUGCCCGACUUCGGAAGCCCCAUUUGGGUGGAUCGCGUGGCCAUGAAUCUGCGACCCGUGUCCUUCCACAAUGACCUGGCCAAUCCCUCCGUGCACAUGAACACGAUGCACAUCACCCUGCCCGGGGCCACUGCGGAGGAGGUGCAGGACGAGGACGUGUACACGGGCGAGGUGACGUACCUCCAGAAGACCCGGGACGGGACCAAGGAGACCAUCAUCUUCAAGAAGAAGAGGUCGAAGUCUGCUGACAUGUGGCGAGAUGACAGCCUGGAGUUCUCCCUGUCCGACCUCAGCCAGGAGCAGCUGACCAGCACGGAGGAAAUCAUCGACCCGGCCAAUGAGAGAGACUUUACCGACUGUGAAGGCCACCUGCAGGCCAGCCCCACGGACUCCACCGACAGGGCCAACUCCCUGGACGAGCUGUACAGCCAGAAGAGCCCUGCCCGCAGGCUGCCCCACGGCCGCUAUGCCAAGUGGCACGACGCCAACCGGGUUAUCAGGGAGGGAGAGGACGAUAAGAUGCUCUCGCCGUCAGAGGAGGACGGCAGCAGUUACGGCGCGUACACCCUUCCCUGCCGGCGCUCCCACUGCCUGUCCGAAGGCCUGAGCAGCCACCAGGCCGCGAUCUGUGCCAGCAUGCAGGGCAGGAGGGCGAAGACCAUACAGGAUGUCACAGCCGGCGAGGGCAGCGAGUACGAGGACAGCGGGAUCGACGGGGUGACCGUGGAGCCGGAGCACCAGUCCAGACGCUACAAGACCAUGUCGGCCUCCUUCUCCGUGUGCUCGGCCCACGGCAGGGGCAUGUUCGCCGGCAGCGACAGCGGCAGCAGCAGCGGCGGCGGCGGGGCCAGCGAGUGCGUGCAGGGCGUGUACGAGAACUUUCGCCAGGAGCUGGAGAUGAGCUCCUGCCAGACGGAGAGCCUGGAGGAGGCCGGCUCCGCCCUGAGUGACGAGCAGAGCACCAUGAGCUCCGCCUACCAGUCGGACCAGCUGCUGAGCGUCGCCCAGGGGAUGGUGAGGAAGGCCGGCAGGCUCGCCGUCAAGAACUUCCUCGUGCAUAAGAAGAACAAGAAGGUGGAGUCGGCCACACGGCGCAAGUGGAAGAGUUACUGGGUUUCCCUCAAAGGUUGCACGCUGUUCUUCUACGAGACUGACGGUGGGUCAGGCAUCGACAACAACAGUAUCCCCAAGCACGCCAUCUGGGUGGAGAACAGCAUCGUCCAGGCCGUGCCAGAGCAUCCCAAAAAGGACUUUGUGUUCUGUCUCAGCAACUCCCUGGGAGAUGCUUUUCUGUUCCAGACCUGCAGCCAGACGGAGCUGGAGAACUGGAUCACCGCCAUCCACUCGGCCUGUGCCACCGCCGUCGCCCGGCAGCACCACCGGGACGACACGGUGAGGCUCCUUCGCGCCGAGAUGAAGAAGCUGGAGCAGAAGAUCGACAUGGACGAGAAGAUGAAGAAGAUGGGCGACAUGCAGCUGUCGGCCGUCACUGACACCAAGAAGAGAAAGACGAUCCUGGAGCAGAUCUUCCUUUGGGAGCAGAACCUGGAGCAGUUUCACAUGGAUCUGUUCCGCUUCAGGUGCUACCUGGCCAGCCUGCAGGGAGGAGAGCUGCCCAACCCCAAGCGCCUCCUGGCCUUUGCCUCUCGCCCCACCAAGCUGGCAAUGGGCCGACUGGGAAUAUUCUCUGUCUCCUCCUUCCACGCACUGGUGGCAGCGCGCACAGAGACCGGAGUGAGGAGGCGAGCGCAGGCCAUGUCUCGAUCCUGCAGCAAACGCAAGAGCAGAUUCUCCUCGCUCUGGGGUCUGGACACAACCUCCAAGAAGAAGACGAAAGCCCAUCCCACCAUCAACCAGGUCUUUGCUGAUGGCGAGGAGCCCGUGAAACAGCCUGGAGAUGGUAUAUAUGCGGAUCCUGCGAAGGAACACAGAAGAAGUGAGGCGGGAACUGUGAAGAGCCUCCCACGGCCCAGCACAGAGAGCGACAUCUGGGUGCCCGACCACCUCACCCCCUCCUGGGUGUGUCUGCCAAACGACCAGCCUGUGCUCACCAUCAUCCAACCGGGGGAAUCGGCACUGUGUGUCCUGGAAACCAUCUGCAAGGCUCACCAGCUCGAUUCCACCAAGCACUACCUGAGACUCAAGUUCCUCAUCGAAAACAAAGUGCAGUUCUACAUCCCCAAGCCAGAGGAGGACGUGUGCGACCUGCUUUACAAGGAAAUUGAGCUGUGCUCCAAGAUAACAAAAGUGAUCCAGUUUGACAGAGACGAGUCCUGCAUGAUCGGCUACGGUUUCUCCAUUUCAGUGGUGGAGGAGGACGGCGUGCAGCAGCUCUACAUCACCGACGUGAAGGCGGGCGGAUUAGCCUUUGCCAAAGGUCUGAACGCAGGGGAUGAAAUACUUCAGCUGAACGGGAAGGCCUCCCACAGCCUGAACUUCUCCGACAUGAAGGCGGCGUUCUCCCAGGCGUCUCUGGCCCUGACGGUCAACACGCUGCCCUCCGUGGAGCGCCGGCAGCUGUGCUACGUGCCGCCGCGCCGCUCCGACGAGGAGGAGGACCUCUACACCGACAUCUUCUCCCAGAGUCAAGAGGACAUCCUGGACGUGGGGGUGGGUCUGCUGCUGGAGAGCUCAGGGGACAGCCUGGACGACGACUCCGAGAUCUUCAGGGACUUCGAGUGCAGCAAGCACACCAAGCGCUCCGCCGACUCCAUCUAUGACAUGCUGCAUCUGAGCACGGAGCAGGUCGCCGCUUUCUGCCGCAGCCUCCAUGACAUGAAUCCCUCGGAGUGCGUGUCCUCCUCGCCCAGCCCGGAGUCGCCCUUCCCGCCGCCCGCAACUCUCCGGCAGCUCUCCGACGCCGACAAGCUCCGCAAAGUCAUCUGCGAGCUGGUGGAGACCGAGCGGGCCUACGUCAAAGAUCUCAAUUGCCUCAUUGGGAGAUAUUUAACCCCCCUGCAGAAGGAGACCUUCCUCACUCAGGAUGAGUUGGAUGUGCUUUUUGGGAAUUUGCUCGAAAUGGUGGAGUUUCAAGUCGAGUUUCUCAAGACCCUGGAAGAUGGGACCAGAUUGGUUCCAGAUCUGGAGAAGCUGGAGCGAGUGGACCAGUUUAAGAAAAUCCUCUUCUCCCUGGGAGGCUCCUUCCUGUACUAUGCAGACCGUUUCAAGAUCUACAGUGCUUUCUGCGCCAGCCACACCAAAGUCCCGAAGGUCCUCGUAAAGGCCAAAACCGACCAGGAUUUCAAGGCCUUCCUGGAGGAGCGCAACCCCAAGCAGCAGCACUCCUCCACCCUGGAGUCGUAUCUGAUCAAGCCCAUCCAGAGGGUCCUGAAGUACCCGCUGCUGCUGAAGGAGCUCUACUCGCUCACGGACCCGGACAGCGAGGAGCACUACCACCUGGACGUUGCCAUGAAAGCCAUGAACAAAGUGGCCAGCCACAUCAACGAGAUGCAGAAGAUCCACGAGGAGUUCGGAGCCGUGUUCGAUCACCUCAUCACCGAACAGAGCGGCGAAAAGAAAGAGGUUGCUGAUUUGUCGAUGGGGGACCUGUUACUCCACACCAGCGUCGGCUGGCUCAACCCGCCUGCCUCCUCGGGGAAAUGGAAGAAAGAGCCGCAGAUAGCAACAUUUGUGUUCAAAACGGCGGUCGUCUUCGUAUGCAAGGACGGGUCCAAGCAGAAGAAGAAAAUGGGUGGCUCCCAUCGAGCCUCCAUAUCUUCAGAUGAUAAAGACCCGUUCCGAUUCCGUCACAUGAUCCCCACCGACGCCCUUCAAGUCCGAUCCUUGGCCAACACAGACGGCGAAGGCUCUGCCGUGUGUGAGAUCGUCCACACGAGGUCGGAGUCGGAGGGGCGGCCGGAGAGGACGUUUCAGCUGUGCUGCAGCUCUCCUGAGAGUAGAAAAGAUUUCCUGAAAACCGUCCAUUCCAUCCUGAGGGAGAAGCACCGCCGGCAGCUCCUGAAGACGGAGAGUCUACCCCUCAACCAGCAGUACGUGCCCUUCGGCGGGAAGCGUCUCUGUGCCCUGAAGGGAGCACGGCCCGUCAUCAACAGAGCAGCAUCUGCCCCGACCAGGACUCUGGGCCGGAGGAAGCUCGUGCGCAACCGCUUCACCAUCGACACGGACAUCGUGUUUGACGGUGAACCCGAGCCGGACCUCCCCUCUCCAGAGGAGCCUGUCUCCACCCGUCUGCAGGAGGAGGACAAGCCUGAUCCGCAGCAGGUAGCGGGCGACACGGACCGCUGGGUGGAGGAGCAGUUCGACCUCGAGGAGUACGAGGACCAGGAGGAGGUGAAGGAGACGGACAUCUUGAGCGACGACGACGAGCUCGGUCAGACGGCCGGGGCCCCGUCCACCGAGGCCGACCUGGAGCCCCCCGUCAUGGCUCUGUCCUUGGAGGGUGGGGAGGGUGGGGAGGCGGAGGAGAGCAAAGGCCUCAAGUCCCCAACAGCAGGCGAAACGCAUGAUCCUGAGCUGGUCGACGCGGAGAAGCAGGAAGCUGCGUGUGAAGAUGACGAUGAGGAGGAUCUGGAUCAGACGAAGAGGGGUGAGGUCUGGGUGAGAAGGGAUCCGUCCGCUUCAUCCCCCGACUGCGACCUGUGAGAGCUCGACAAGGACGGCCACACAAAAGUGUUUUAUCUGCUUAUCACCAGGCUCCAUACAGAUCAGUCAUCAGUCUUCACCCACAGUGCAUGACGUGCAUUGACGCAUAUCACAAAGCCAGUAGAGGAAACUUGCUUUCUGUACAGGUUAAGAUCACCAGUGGAGCGAUACAGGAACCUGGAGCGGGGGGGGGGGGGACGCGGUCCCAAAGCAAAUGCUGUUACAUAUGAGUGGACGCUUUGAGAGACGAGCUAACGGUACAAUCACGGAGUCUAAUCAGUGGCUUGGAUUGGCAUGGUUUGCACAUUCGGGCGGCAUCCUGUAGUCCUGCCUGCUGUUGCCAAAUUUUGGUAUCGUGAGAACAUUAAUAAUCGUUUUCUGUCCGUGUGACUCAGAGAUAUUAUCUUAGUUAAGGGCUGUGUAUUAUUUGUCCUUAAGGAAAAUUAGAUUUAAUAAUUUUAAAAAGCCUCGUCUUGCACCGUUUACUGUACUUGUACAUUUUCACAUGAAUUAUACACUGACUCGUUUUUUUUGGGGGGGGGGGGGCAGACUUCCAUUUGGUUGUGUAUGGUAUGAUUUCUUUGAUCUCUCUUAUUUUACAGACUUAUCUUUUUUAGCCUGGAAUAUAUUUUGUGUGAUCUCUCUGAUACAUUAAAAUAGUGGCGUCAUGUAAUAGCCCCUGUGUCACAGAGACGAGGGGAUUUUAAUUUGUUUUAACUUAACAUAAUCCUGUUUUACUUGAAUCUGCAUUUGCUGUUUUGUGUUUUUUUUUUUAUUAUUAUUAUUUACUGUGAAACCGUUUUUGACAUGUUUUCCCUCCUUUGGCUCUUCAGUAUUCAAAGAACACUCAACGUCACACACAUUAACAUUUCACGUGCACACUCUGUACAGUAGUGAAUUUGCACAUCCGCCACUUGUGUGUUCAAAAAAGAUCAAAUAUUGUUCACUGGUAAUGAAUUACAAAGCAAUGGAUUUUAUUUAUUCACAUGUAAAUUAAUUUUGUGCGCAGAACGCAAGUAGUGGUUUUAUUUUUUUUUUCUUCUUCACAAAGAAAGUCCAAAUGUGCUCAAGCAAUCAAAGGGGAAGACGUGCAGAAUGCCUAAAGAGAACGAUCUCAUACUUGUAAACAACUCAUUGUGCUACUAAGACUGCAUUUUUAUUACUGUGUGUAUAUAGAAAAAUGUAUUGAUAUCAUAAUAAAUACAGUUGUUUCCUACUUAUA